AUGGGAGGACAGAAAGAAAAAAAGAACACUGUGAAGAUACCUCUUGUAAUAGAAUUGCAUCGUUCGGGCAGGCAACACAAGGAACGAAUUUCAUUCAACAAUGUCAAUGGUCAAGAUAUUAAUGCACGACCUAUAGUGACCUUGAAUCCUAUUUAUACUGCCAUCAGUUGGAAUAGGUAUAAAUGUGAAAGGAGGGAAUCAAAGCCCUUGCGCAAUAUUCCAAUCAUCAUAUGGCAGAUCAAGAAACUUCAAAGGAAGGGCAUUAUACAGAUCCCCUCACUAAUUAGCACAUCUAACAAAAAGAAUACGAUCAAGAUAACAGACAAGGAUAUUAAUGCACGACCAAUAGCAAUCCCAAAUCCUAUUUAUACUGCCAUCAGAAGGAGCAGGUCUGCUAAUUUUUUUCACGUCCCUUCCAGAAAUAUGAAUGGACUGAAUCAAAGCCCUUGCGCAAUAUACCAAUCAUCAUAUGGCAGAUCAAGAAACUUUAAAUGA
Molecule: messenger RNA, 495 nt
Organism: Striga asiatica
Lineage: Eukaryota; Viridiplantae; Streptophyta; Magnoliopsida; Lamiales; Orobanchaceae
Source: the annotation of a GenBank genome assembly